AUUUACUAAUCGAUAACAAUGUCCAUAAAGGUGGGCUCAGGUCACGGCGUCUGGUAUCAUAAUAAUUGAUAUAAUAACACGUGAAAAUAAUAAAAUACAAAAUUUCGGCCACGUGAAUGUGUUAACAUCGCAUAAAAUAUUCUAUGCUCAAUCGAGUUGCUAAAAAGGUAUAUGCUCAAUCGUGCUUUACCGCAGUUUUUUUACGGUCAACGAAAUGCAUGGGUUCAGCUAGUAUUGUAUAAAAAUUAUUUAAAAUUAUAUAUAUUUAUUUACUUUUUCUUAAUAUAGAGCUAUAGGUAGCUACAUAAUAAUAAAUUAAUAAAAAAUCCACUAAAUAAUAAUAAGUACAUAUUAUGUAUUAUAUUAUACAUCACAUUUCCCUUCUUGAGAUAACUAUUUACUACUUGGCAUAUACAGCUCUACCUACUUGUUGGUACUGGUGGUAAGCGUAUAUCAGAGGGAUCGCCCUCAAGUAAGUUUUUCCAGUUUUCCAAAUUUUUCCUCGGAGAGUGGCAAUAUUCAAUGACAAAAAAUAUCACGCUAAAAACACAGAUCGUGCUCACUAUUGUUCGAUAUUGUAUAUUUUCUAUUACGUUACGCAGCGGCAAGUGCGAUUGUGUAGUGUGCUUUGCGAACAGUCCGAGCGUUGACUCGGUUGAUGUAUCAAGACGCCGCUGCCGCCGCCGCUGUUUUAAGGAGGACUAUGGUGCUGCUACUUUUUCUGUUGACGUUCUCCUUGUCGUCGUUUACAUCGGUCACUUCCGAGUGCCCGGACAAAUGCAAGUGCAAAAAUAAGGUGGUCAAAUGCGAUGUAAUGGAACUGGAUCGGAUUCCCGACCGCGUACCUCCGGAUGCCGAAUUUCUGGACUUGAGCUUUAAUGAAAUCAAGGAUAUCGAACCGAAAUCAUUUACUCAUCUUACAGAUUUAAAGUACUUGGACUAUAGCAUGAAUAAAAUCAGGGAUAUUGAACCAAAAUCAUUUACUCAUCUUACAGAGUUAAAGACUUUAAUAUUGGAUCUCAAUGAAAUAAGUAAUUUGAAAAAUGGUGCAUUUGCAAACCUUUCGAAGCUUCGGAGAAUAAACUUGAAUGGAAAUAUAAUUGAAAACAUCGAGACUGGGGUUUUUAAUAACUUAACGAGUUUGGAGAUCUUAUCCUUGGAAGAGAACCAAAUCCAUAAGCUUGAUUUAGAAAUGUUUAAGGGACCUAUAAAACUGGCUAAACUGUAUUUAAGCCACAAUAUGAUAAGAAACAUUCCACCUGGGAUAUUCGAUUCAUUAACGUCGUUGGGUCGUCUGGACUUGAGCUAUAAUAAAAUUGGGGAUAUCGAACCGAAAUUAUUUACCCAUCUUACAGAGUUAAAGACCUUAAUGUUGAAAGGCAAUGAAAUAAGUAAUUUGAAAAAUGGUGUAUUUGCAAACCUUUCGAAGCUUCAGAUAUUAUCAUUGGUUAGAAAUAGAAUAGAAAACAUCGAGACUGGGGUAUUUAAUAACUUAAAGAGUUUGGAGAUCUUAUCCUUGGAAGAGAACCAAAUCCAUAAGCUUGAUUUGGAAAUGUUUAAGGGACUUAUAAAACUGGCUAAACUGUAUUUAAGCUACAAUAUGAUAAGGAAUAUUCCACCUGGGAUAUUCGAUUCUUUAAUGUCGUUGACUCUUUUGGACUUGGGCUAUAAUAAAGUCAGGGAUAUCAAACCAAAAUUAUUUACCAAUCUUACAGAGUUAAAAACCUUAAAGUUGGAUGGCAAUGAAAUAAGUAAUUUGAUAAAUGGUGUAUUUGCGAACCUUUCGAAGCUUCAGACAUUAUCAUUGGUUGAAAAUAAAAUUGAAAACAUCGAGACUGGGGUUUUUAAUAACUUAAUGAGUUUGGAGUCCUUAUCCUUGGAACAGAACCAAAUCCAUAAGCUCGAUUUGGAAAUGUUUAAAGGACUUAUAAAACUGGAUACACUGAUUUUAAGCUACAAUAUGAUGAGAAACAUUCCCCCUGGGAUAUUCGAUUCAUUAACGUCGUUGAGUAUUUUGUAAGUCAGCAUGA
Acyrthosiphon pisum (pea aphid) is the source of this 2030-nucleotide messenger RNA. Its product is annotated as leucine-rich repeat-containing protein 15. The record is from RefSeq and is a predicted model, not a curated record. Gene Ontology annotation, cellular component: extracellular matrix; plasma membrane. Bases 659 to 2020 code for a protein of 453 amino acids. Lineage: Eukaryota; Metazoa; Arthropoda; Insecta; Hemiptera; Aphididae. The transcript is spliced from 14 exons. Gene Ontology annotation, molecular function: protein binding.